Schizophyllum commune H4-8 is the source of this 1757-nucleotide messenger RNA. Its product is annotated as N-myristoyl transferase. The coding region runs from base 42 to 1703 and encodes 553 amino acids. The transcript is spliced from 9 exons. The record is from RefSeq and is a predicted model, not a curated record. NCBI's taxonomy places the organism in Eukaryota, Fungi, Basidiomycota, Agaricomycetes, Agaricales, Schizophyllaceae. Gene Ontology annotation, molecular function: glycylpeptide N-tetradecanoyltransferase activity. Gene Ontology annotation, biological process: N-terminal peptidyl-glycine N-myristoylation. Gene Ontology annotation, cellular component: cytoplasm.
CGUCUGUCCUCACCACGACGCGCUAACUCCCCGACCGUACGAUGUCCGGGGCUCAAUCUCACGAAAUCCAGGAGGUGACGGACCCCGACGCCGUUGCCUCCGCCGUCGAGGACCUCGAGCACGGCUCCGAUGGCUCCUCCGGUGACGAGGACGCGCAACCGACCGCGUCAACGUCGACCGAUCCUUCUGCCACGACGGGCAAGAAGAACAAGAAAAAGAAGAAGAGCAAGGCCAAGUCGGCGCUGAAUGCGCUGAGGGGGAAGAAGGAGGUGCCGGAGGGGGUCGUGGAUGUCGUGCUGGACAAGGUGAAGGAGCGCGGCGGGGAGGGUGCUGAGCAUGCGAAUGCGGAGAACGUGAGGAUGGCGCUGGAGCAGAUCAAGAUUAUGGAUAUCAUGAAGGGGAAGGUGGGCCUGGGGCAUGCGACGAAGAAGGAUAUGGGCGAUCAUAAGUUCUGGAAAACUCAGCCAGUGACUAAGUAUGGCGAACAGCCCCCCGAAGAGGAUGGACCGAUCGAACCUGCUGUCCCCACCGACCAGGUUCGGCAAACGCCUUACCCCCUCCCGAACGACUUCGAGUGGGCUACUCUAGACUUGGAAGACGAUAAGGAGAAUAAGGAAGUGUAUGACCUCCUGUCGGCGAACUACGUCGAGGACUCGGACGCGUCAUUCCGCUUCCAAUACACCGCAGAGUUCUUGCGAUGGGCAUGCACACCUCCUGGCUUCCACAAGAGCUGGCACAUUGGUGUACGCGUCAAGUCGAACAAGAAGCUGGUCGCGUUCAUUUCUGCAGUCCCAAUACGGCUGCGGGUACGCCAAAAGGAGGUUCAGGCUAGCGAAGUCAAUUACCUUUGCGUGCACAAGAAGUUGCGGUCAAGGCGACUAGCUCCUGUCCUGAUCAAGGAGGUCACCCGACAAUGCAACCUUCUGGGCACCUUCCAGGCUAUCUACACCGGAGGUGUCGUGAUACCCACUCCCGUAUCCACUUGCCGGUACUACCACCGCUCCAUGAACAUCCCCAAGCUUGUCGAUAUCAAGUUCACCUACGUCCCGCGCAACUCGACCAUCGCGCGCAUGACGCGGCUGCACAAGGUCCCUGAGAAGACCUCCCUGGUCGGCCUUCGCGAGAUGGAGGACCGGGACAUCGAGCAGGUCGCGGCGCUGUUCGCCGAAUACAUGAAGCGCUUCCAGAUGGUCCCGUUGAUGACCGUUGAGGAGACGCGGCAUCACUUGCUGAGCGGAAGAGGGGAUGGAGAGGUGGUGAAUGGGCGACGGGAGCACCAGGUGACGUGGAGUUACGUGGUCGAGGACCCGGAGACCCAUAAGAUUACCGACUUCUUCUCAUUCUACUCCCUGCCGUCGACGGUCAUUAACAAUCCCAAGCACGACGUCCUUCACGCGGCGUAUCUCUUCUACUACGCGUCGAGCGCCGGGCUGGAUCCAGAGGCCGACUCGUCAGGGACGCUGAAAAGCCGGUUGCAAGCGCUCGUUGGCGACGCGCUCACCAUCGCGAAUAACGCCAAGUUUGAUGUCUUCAAUGCGCUAACGCUCAUGGACAACUCAACUUUCCUGCAAGAUCUGAAGUUCGGUCAGGGUGAUGGCUUCCUGCACUUCUACCUGUACAACUGGAGGACCGCGCCGUUAGCAGGCGUGGAAGCUAUUGGCGACACUCCAGCCGGGCGCGGUAUCGGUGUAGUCAUGUUGUAGAUAAUCUUGGGUAUAUACCAACUACUUACAAGAACAAACACGCUGCAAACUAGU